Trichomonas vaginalis G3 is the source of this 1545-nucleotide messenger RNA. RefSeq names its product protein polyglutamylation. Gene Ontology annotation, molecular function: tubulin-glutamic acid ligase activity; tubulin binding. The record is from RefSeq and is a predicted model, not a curated record. Gene Ontology annotation, cellular component: cilium. The coding region runs from base 1 to 1545 and encodes 514 amino acids. Gene Ontology annotation, biological process: microtubule cytoskeleton organization; protein polyglutamylation. Lineage: Eukaryota; Parabasalia; Trichomonadida; Trichomonadidae. The transcript has a single exon.
AUGCAAUGGGAGAAUCCGAUUGACGGAUUGCCUAACAAACUUGCAGAAACUAGUCAUGAAAAUCGUGGGUUAGAUCUCCUGUAUAGCUAUGAUGAAGGGAAUAAACAUCUAAAUCUCAAAAAUUCAAAUAAUAAAUCCAAAAAUUUAGCAAAAGAAGACUUAGAAUCAUACAUUACCAAAGUUUCUAUGCAUAAUAAGUACAUGGACUUCUUUAAAUACGUCAAUUUUGCUCUUCCGACAGAAAAAAUUACACAGCCAAACCCAAAUACAUACUAUUGUGUCGAUGGAUUUACACCUCGACUAUACCUUGACAUCAUGCAUAGCUCUGGCAUACCAGAAACUAAAUAUUAUGACGAAGCAACAGUAAUUGUUGGAUCAUCUAAAGGACCACCACUUCAGAACAUAUUGAUGCCAAACCAACGAAUCGAGAGAUUCCUUAGAACAUUCAAAAUCGGCUCAAAAAUCGGUCUACAUGCCAGUUUAACCAUCUACAGACAACAUACUCGCAAAAAUCUUCCAUUUUAUCCACAAACAUACCUUAUUCCUGAAGAAAUGGAUUCUUUCAAGAAGCAUUUUACAGACCACGAGAUCUGGAUCGUCAAACCUACAGGCGGUUCAUGUGGCCGAGGAAUUUUUUUGAUAAACGAGAUGCCAGAAAAGUUUAAUGAACAAUACAUUGUUCAACAGUACAUUUCCAACCCAAUGCUUGUCCACGGACUCAAAUUCGACUUGAGAUUCUAUGUUGCCAUGACAUCUCUUAAUCCUCUUCGUCUUUACAUUUAUAGAGAUGGAUUAGUUCGUCUUGCAACUUCAGAUUACAAAAACUGUCAAAAUGAUUUACAAAAUCUUUCCGCCCAUUUGACAAAUUUCACGUACAACAAAGACAAGCCAGGCUACAAGUACACGGACGACUUGAAGUUCGAUGGCGAAGGCAACAAAUGGUCGCAUGAUCCAUUGUGGCCAUUCUUAAGACAGCGUGGAUAUGAUACCGACAAAAUCCGGAAAAACGCAGAAAUCGCAAUUGUUACAGCUUUCAUUGCUAGUCGUCCAUACUUUUUUGACCAGAAAUAUCCAAGAGUGUCUACAGAACUUUACGGUGUCGACAUGAUUCUCGAUGAUAAAGGAAAUGUCUUCAUGGAAGAAGUCAAUGUUGCUCCUGCUCUUGGAACUAAAUCUAAAUUGGACAUCAAAAUCAAAGCACCACUUUUGACUGAUUUCCUCAAUUUGUCGUUGAUUCCUGAGAGAACAGAAUUGUCUAAUUCACUUGAAGUUCUUAUGGAAAGCAACAAGAAACUCUCUGAAUAUGUUAUAUGUCGAGAGUUCGAAGAAGCUGAAAGAAGACUUGGAGGGUGGCACAGAAUUUAUCCUACAAUGGAAACUGUUUCAAUCGAAAUGCCAUCGGAAACACAUUUUGACAGAGUCUUGAGAAGAUGGAUUGCAAUGAAUUAUGCAGGAAAACUUAAGUACUUGAAAGACCGUGAAUCAAAUCUUAGCUCUGUGCUUUCUAUGGUUGAAUACGUAACAACACCAUGCACAAUUUGUUAA